Molecule: messenger RNA, 2083 nt
Organism: Saccostrea cuccullata (small rock oyster)
Lineage: Eukaryota; Metazoa; Mollusca; Bivalvia; Ostreida; Ostreidae
Exons: 4
Coding region: 605-1183 (192 amino acids)
Source: RefSeq, a predicted model, not a curated record
AGUCGGCUCGCGAAGCGAGAUGAUCCUUGUCAUUAGCGCCAUAUCAAGGCGGAUUUGCCAAAUCACUACCUUCUUUUUGUAUUCCUACAUCGGUUGCAAAAAAUCCUGUGAAUUAAUACCUUGAAGUCGUAAAAAAUAAUUUUUUGAGUGAGUUGAAUUUUGGAUUGUGUUGAAAUAUUGUUAACAAUUCUAUAUUUAAGUAUUUUUAAAACUUUUAUUUCGGUAUUCAAAAAUAAAACAUUGUAUACACAUGACAUGAGUAUGAAUAUAUGCCGAGUGCACAUUUUAAGGGGUUUUCUCAAAGUACAUAAAGGUAUCACAUCUAGAAACCCUGUAAAACUUAUACAUAUCCUGCCUCGGAGUAUUUGAAAGUGAUUUUGUAUGAAAAUGGUGAAAUGAAAGAGAAUAUUUAGAAUUAAUUUGAUGAAAAUAUUCCCCACAGAACCGAUUUCUAUACUCUCGCUUUAAAAUUAUUUUACGUACGACUUGAUGUUAAUAUUAAAUCACGUGACAUUUUCCGCGGGAAGCUGUACAUGUAAACAGACAACAAUCAACGGAAGCAGAGUUUGUGGAGACAAUCACUGAAUCAGCAAGAGUUGCAAGAAUGCCUACACUGGAAGGAUUGUUUAGGAGCAAAAGAGAAGGUCCAUAUGUGGCCCCUGUAUUUGUGAAAGUCUGUGCUGUUGCUGAAGAGAAAACGUAUACAAACGCUAAUGAUGAGGAAAAGAAAUAUGUGAUAAUGGGAAUUGCAGACAAGACAAUGAGUGCAAAGUGCAUCCUCUACGACAUGUCGAAACUGAAAGACCCAAUAGAGGGAAAUUCUGUUAUGUUACUGAACGUCAUUGUGAAGGACGGUAACAGUCUCACCUUGACGUCCAAGUCAAGAGUCUCCAAAAUUGGAGACGUGGAAGUUUCUGCUCAGAAAGAAACUGCAGCAAGGGAAAUCGCUUUUCCACCGAAGGCAGCAGAAGUUCCUCUAAGAAACGUUGAAAAGUCACCAAAUAAAGAAAUGUUUUCUGUUAGAGGACAGAUAGUAGCUGAAGAAAUUGCCAGAACUGUUUCUGUGAAUGGCAGGGACACAAAGGUUAAAGGUGUCACCAUCAAGGAUGAUACAGGGAAGUGCAAAGUCUCUCUGCGGCGUGACCUGGCAUCCUCAAAAAUUGGCAUCGGACAACAUGUUUAAAUAUCUGAUGUAGUUGUCCAAACCUACAAUAAUGAAAAAUCUGUGUCCACCACCAGUCGCUCUAUAAUUGAAAAAGUACAGGCACCUACAUCAACAACUUUGAACCAAGACAUAAUAGCCUUCAACAUUGAAUAUGCUUCCUAUCUAUCAGUUGUUGUUGAUGAUGGAGAGCUAUACCCUGCUUACAGAGUACAAUCCAGUGCAAUGGCCAAAUUCCUGCAGUGUGACAUCAAGAAAGUGGAAGAAAACCUAGCAAGCAAAUUGCCCUUUCGAGCAUCCAUGAGCCUUGAGAAUGGUGAAAUUAUCAACUUACAGUAAAUUUUGGACACAUCUGAUCAAACCCUAUUAACUGUCCUUGAUAAUACAUGUAUUCUUACUACUCCAUUUAGAAUCCAUGUGAAAAGAAAUAAGGUUUUCCAAAAUGUAAAUUUAAAAAUAAUUGUUUUUUAAGGAGAGACAAACCAAAAAGAUUGUUUGGUUCAUUUCUUUCCGAGAUAUUUUUGAACAAAUGUGCAAGGCCUUUUCAGAUUUUCAAAUAAUUUUAAAACCUAGACUUUGUGUAUUCAUAAAGUGAGUCAGCUUUGGGGUUAAAUUGUUUUUUCAAUACAUUAGAUCAAAACUUUGUUUGUUUUUCAUUUUUUCCACUUAGCUGUUUAUGUCUUGCUUUUAUACUUAGAAUAGGUUACAACUAAAACUGAGAUUGAGUACUUAUUUGUUACUUAAAUGUGCAUUUCUGUUUCACAGACAAAAUGUUUCAAAGUUUUAUGUAUUAUAGAACAAUGGGAAAAUCUAAAAAGGACUUUACUUAAUAUGCAGAAGGGUUUUGUAAAAUUUGUGCAUGAAGCAAGAUAUCUUUUUUCCAUACCUAGUCAGUAUCCACAGUGUCAAAUACUCUUACAU